AUGUGUGAUCUACACCUAGAGCAAUCUCAUUCUCUACACCACACCAAGAAUGCAACUCAGCAUCCUGGUCUUAUAGAUGUGGUCCUGAAGAAGAAAUGUCACACAGCUGCAGAAGUAGCUGCUAAGCAUCAGGCUAAGUUAGAUGCCAAAGAAGAAAAGGAAUGUGCCAAGGGUGCUAGGAUCAAAUGUGUUGCUGAUCAUGAGAAGAAACAAGCAGACAAGGACAUGUCAACCAAUGCUACCCCACAGGCUGUAGCCUUACCAAAAUCAAAGCCCUGUCCAAGGCCUAUUCCAAAGAAGACUUGUGCAAAACCCUCUCUGCCUCCUAAAGAUAAUGGAUUCAUUUCUGAUGUUGAGAUGAAGGAUGCCAUCAGCAGCACCUUCAACCCAGAUCCAUCCCAAGCCUCAGAAACAACUGACUCCCACAUGGAGGGCUUGGAGCUGAGUGAAACUCCUAUGUCCCCACCAAAAAAGAAGGCAAGGAUUGACAAAUGGGAGGGUAGGAAGGUGCCAGCUGAGAAGCUUAAGGUAUGGGAUGCAAUUAAGGUGGUGCAGCUGGAAGAGGCAAAUGAGCAGGAGAAGAGGAAGAAGAGGAAGAUAGCCCAACCUCCCAGCACAAUAAGCAUUGACUCAGAUAUGGAGUUGAAUGUCCUGGUCAUUGAUGUGACACCUACAGCAACUCACAGCAAAAGAUCAGCCCUUCAGCAGGUCAAUCACUCAGAUGAUGAACCUAUGGAUACUGAUAUCCCUGAUAAGCCUCAGUGGGCAAUGCCAGCCUUGAGCAAUGAGAACACACCUAAGGUGUGGCCUCAUGGUAGUCAGACUGAAGAAAGGGGUAGCAGGAAGGAGAAAAUGAUGGAGAAGGCAAAGGUGAAGGUGACGGAGAAGGCAAAGGAGAAGUCAGAUGAUAAGGGGAAGGGGAAGCAGCAAUGUGAUAAGAAAUCGGCUCUUGUUAAAGAUUCCCCCACCAAGCCCACAGCCUGUCAAACUGAACAAGCAAAGAAACUGAGCAAUGAUGACCUCCCCAAAGGCAUUGAUCCCAAAAUCUGGCGCCAUGUCUUUAUCUCAACAUACAUACAAUAUGUUGCAACAUUGGCUAAUCCCUGGGAGGUUCCCACCAAGCUGGCCUGUGAGAAGAUGCAGGUGAUUUGGGAUGCAAUCUUUCCCCAUAUUGCUCACACAGUGACAAGCCUUAGUUCAGUCUACUACAUUGCUGUCCAGCAAGUUGCCAACUCCUACUGCAGCAACAUUGGCUUGGCAGCUAUCACAAUUGUCAUUGUGUACCUUGAGUCUCAGGACUCACUGAGGGACUCUGACAACAAUCAUGCAGAAUUCACAGAGUACGCACUCAGCAACCUUCAAUUCUUAUACAAGAAGGUGAAUGGUGAUGACAAGUCUAAAUUCUGGGGCCUUUAUCAAGGUGCAUUUGUUGUGCAAACCUUCAGUGCACACUUCACCAUGACCCAUGGUGCCCAAAAGAUACCUGGGGUAGACAAGCCAGGUGUACUAGCAAAUCCUGCUGGGGGUCUUGCAUUGUCAUGUGCCAUGGCUAUCAUGAAAAACCUCCAUGAGGACAAGUUCAAAGUCAUUGUUGCAUCUGCCAUGGAAUUCUUGAAGAAGAAGAGUCCUGGUGAUGACGUCAAUGAUGCUGCUGUGGAGGAUGACCUUGAUCUGGAUGAGUGUGCUCAGCUGGUGGACAUAUCCAACGCUGAGUCUGAGGGAGAUGACAGCUCUGACAUGGACAACUCCAAGUCAGAGACUCGGAAAGCCACUGCUGCUGCUGCCAUCUCAGGCUGGUGA
Messenger RNA from Suillus subaureus, 1800 nucleotides. RefSeq lists its product as uncharacterized. Bases 1 to 1800 code for a protein of 599 amino acids. The transcript is spliced from 6 exons. Lineage: Eukaryota; Fungi; Basidiomycota; Agaricomycetes; Boletales; Suillaceae. The record is from RefSeq and is a predicted model, not a curated record.